GCAAAGGUUUUAGUCGAGAUGGAGCUUGAUAGAGAGUUCCCCAAGAUUAUUGCACUUGAUGAUAAACAAGGAAACAUAUUUCUUGUCAAUGUUGAAUACACGUGGAUUCCAUCUAUGUGCGAGAGGUGUGGAAAUCUUGGCCACAAAGCGAAGCGGUGUCUUUUGACUUCUAAGCCGGUACAUGAUACUACACUACAGGCACAAACAAAAGAAGAUAGUUGUGAUAUUCCUGUAGUAGAUAUUGAUGUUAUCCUACAAAAUGGGAAUGCAUCAACAACGCCAUCGCCACCUGUCCAUCCACAGGUCAAUGCUAACCUCGUCACCUCUACUGCAGCAUCUGAUACUCUUGUGAUUCAGAAUCAGAAUCUGAGCAAUGACUUAGAUGAUCAAGCGUUAAUUCUCCCCAGCCAGCAACCAGAUGUGGUGAAUGUUCAAGCCAUUACAUCGGGCCCCUCAGAUCAUUCCCACUUCCAACAUGAAACAGAAAACAGCCUAUUUGGAACUUCAUCACCUUCUUCUUCCCACUCUCAACAAGAGAAGUCUGCUACUCCACCUAAGUCGGUAAGCACUUUAUCCACAUUAGUAGAUUCCCAAUCUACUCCCACUGAUACACAGAUUAUGGAAAUGACAAUCAUGACUCUUCAAGCCAGUAAACUUUUCUUCGCUUAUAUCAACGCAGUUUCCCAAAUUUGA
Messenger RNA from Brassica oleracea var. oleracea, 693 nucleotides. RefSeq lists its product as uncharacterized. The record is from RefSeq and is a predicted model, not a curated record. Gene Ontology annotation, molecular function: zinc ion binding; nucleic acid binding. Lineage: Eukaryota; Viridiplantae; Streptophyta; Magnoliopsida; Brassicales; Brassicaceae.